GAAACGAAUAGGCCGCUUUCUUAACGGCCUCUCGUCAGAGCGAGAAAAAGAGUUGAUGGCCUCGCGUUGAGAUAGUUCUCUUAGAGCCCACAGGCUGCUAGGAAAAGGCAGAUGGAGCCCUUAAUUGUAAUGCUGAAGCUCUACAGACAUAAGUAUUAUUAGUCAAAAAUGGUGUCAAGGUUCUGACUGAAGCAUGUCUUCUGAUCAAAGUAAGGACCUGAUACCUUAGUUGCUAUCGGCAACAGAAAUUUAGAUGUCUUCUGCACCAUGAAAUCAGCCAGUGUUGGAGCAACUAAACAUUCAGUACUUCCUCCCAUCAUCCCAGAGACUGAGAAAGAAUUUCUGGAGAGCAUUCAGAAUUAUAUCAUUUCAGAAAUUGAAAACGUGGGCUGUACUGAGCAAGGACCAGCAGAGGAUUAUUACAUAAUAUACAGAAAUGUGUUUGAAAUGAUAAUUGAGCAUGUUAAUGCAUACAAAAGCAUUUUGACCACAAUCAAACAAGAAUAUGAUGCUUUUAUAGAAGUAAUAAAAAAGGGCCAGCAUGAUGCAUUUUAUCUUCAUGGAAAAUUUAAAACGUUAGCCUGCGAAUCUUCAACUUUAACGUAUUAUAAGAAAAGAAUAACUCAGCUGGAAGAAAAAGUGAAAAGAAUUGAGAAGAAUUCUGUAAGAACUGAGAACUUAAUAGAGAAAAUAAAAAGUUUAAGGUUAACACUCUUAUUAAAAGAAGAUUUAUCUCCAGUCAAGAAAGUUAAUCCUGCUAAAAAAAUUCCAGGUCUUAAUAUGAAAGACUCUCUUGAUAUAGAUGUCCUUUCUAAUCACUUAACUCAUCUACAAAAAAGGUUUAAGGAGUUGAAAGAAGACAUGCUGACAAAAUACAUUCCCAUAGAAAACACAGCCAAUGUUGAAGGAGACAUGAAUCAAGCUCUUAAAAAGCGAAAUGUAGCUGAAAAAAAUAAUGAGAAUCUGAAGUUUUGUUAUUAUCGUCUAACUCUGUUUGCAAAUGUGGUCGUUGUCUGGGAGAAUUCAGACAAGAGUAUUGAGACACUGCACCACCUCAUUCAUCAAAUGAUAGAAAGUGAGGAACUUGCAAAAGGUUCAAUUGCUUCUAGUGUCUCAAGUGUAUUUGAACGUGAUCCUGCUAAAAGCAAAGAGGCAGAAGAUCUGAUUGAAUAUAUUGAAAGAUUCAAUGAACUGUUUUCCCGUUGUCAGUAUGAGGCUGCAGCAACAUAUGCAGCAAACUGUCCUAGAGGAAUCCUACGCAAUGAAGAAACCUUGGAGAAAUUUAGGGCUAUUGGUCAUGUUAAAGGGAAGAUCCUUCCUCUGCUUUUGUAUUGUGAUGCACUCAUAACUACAACCAUUGCUAUUAAGAAGGCUCUUCCUGCAAAUUUGACAACCGAAGCCAUCAAAUGUGCCUUAGCUGAGAAACGGUUAGACUUGGUGAUGCAUUGGAUCACAUUGUUCAAAUUGGAAUUCUCUGAGGCUGCCGGUGAUGCAAUCUUUAGGUAUGCAGAUGUGGAUACGCACAACAGGUCCCAGUGUCUAGCUUUGGCUCAAAUUGCAUACAGUGAGUGUGGGGCACACAAAAAAGCUGUUUUAUGCUUGUGCAAACAGGGCCAGAUUUAUGGAGCCCUGGAUUAUCUACAUCAUUUCAGAGAACUUUCCACAGGGGAUUAUAUCUUUCUACUGAAGCAUUGUCCUCGUAUAGAUUUCAUCCGUUUCCUUACUCAAGAAUGGGAUGGGCAACCACCAAUCAUGUCCCUUGCGGAAACCAUCCUUUCUCUCAUUGGAACAGAACAUCAAAUACAUGGCAUGCGCUUGUUGGAGGAUAUUACCAAAAAGGGCAAAGAUACAUUGGAACAGAUUAUUGUAAAAGAUGCCACCAAUGUGGAAGGAUGGAAGGAGAUAGCUGAAACAUGCCUCAAUGCCAAAAAGGAAAAUUUAUACAAACUUAUCAUCUCUAUCCUUGUUAGCCUGGAAGGAGUGUUUGAAAUUCAAGCAGAUGAUGCAGAGGAUGCCAAAUUAAUGGAACACGUGUUCUUGUAAUUUUUCCACAAGGCACGUGGAGGAGCUCUUUGUCCUAGGAGUUGUUUAUAUUGGCUGCACAAAUAACAACACAACUUCUUCGUGUUAUUUCUGUUUUAAAAACGUAAUAUAUUUAAUACCAUGAAUCUGAUUUGAUUGUGCUACAGUUGCUGCUCAUGCUCGAUCAUUUGCCCUUGUUUUACUUUUAAAAUGGGGUUGCUUUCUGAAGUAAUUUAGCUGUGUUUACACCAGAUCACUUGUGAGUUUUCUUCCCUUUUUCAGUAAUUGGUUUUCUCCUAUUUUUUUCUUCCUAUGGUCAGGAAGUUGAAUCAAUUGUUGGAGACACAGUCUUUCAUCUCCCAAAUAGUCACAUUUGUUUAAUUUUUUUAAUCAUGUUGCUCUUAUGUGGAUACAUUUAGUGGCAAAAUUAGAAAUUAUCUCUAAUAUACACAUGGAUAGGAUGCUCACAACUUAGCUACACAGUUAUUCUUUCCAUUCUAUGAACUGGAAUGAAACUAGAAUAAUUCCUGGUUUCUCUAAUGGAAUCAAUAUUUUUGGACUAAUGGUUAUGUAACUUUUGUAGUCUUUCCUGGCAUGGUUGUUGGAUUAUGAAAGGUAUAGUCCCAAUGUACCCAGAAGAUACCAGGUGGUGUUUAAACCACAUAGAUUAAUUUGUAUUUAAGCUAUUUAGAAAGUCCAUCCUAUUGUGAAACAUUUUGUUAUACCACAGAUUCUGGAUUUCUAACAAAUUAAGCAAAUUUCUAAAAUUAUAUCUCUAAAAUGAUUGUAUUUCAAGAUAUAUUUUCAUCUUUAUGUUCCUUCCUUUACAGCAAGCAGUUCAUUUCUUUCACCCCAUAAACCUGCCACGUAAGCAGGGAAAGCCCAUAGCUUGAAGGUGAUGUGAAUUGGUUAAUGAAGAUUUUCUUGCACUCACAUCCAAUUAUAUUUCACAGGGGUUUUGUGAUAGAAACAAACCAAGAAAAAAAAUACAUGUUUAUCAAUGUAUCUACUCUUCACCAUAAUGUGUUUUAAGCAGGUUGAUACAGAACAGCUAAGAAUUAG
Molecule: messenger RNA, 3084 nt
Organism: Thamnophis sirtalis
Lineage: Eukaryota; Metazoa; Chordata; Lepidosauria; Squamata; Natricidae
Source: RefSeq, a predicted model, not a curated record